This is a messenger RNA of Paramuricea clavata, 2580 nucleotides long. The record is from the annotation of a GenBank genome assembly. NCBI's taxonomy places the organism in Eukaryota, Metazoa, Cnidaria, Anthozoa, Malacalcyonacea, Plexauridae.
AUGGUGCCCCAUUUCAUUGGUCGACAACAAAAAGUUGAAGAUAUCUCGCGUGCGUUGACGUCCAUAUCUGCUCGGCUGGUCCCCGUAUCUGGACCCCCUGGUUUUGGCAAAACCUCAUUGGCAAUUGCAGUAGGACACCAACUUAGACAGCUCGGACUGCCAGUUUAUUUCCUUUCCUUGAGAAGCGUCAAAACAGCGGAAGAGCUGACCUGUGACCUCUUAAACACCUUUGCAAAUGCGUCUGAUGUAACCAGCCGUGAGCGUUCAAAACUAUGCGGACUUCUCAGUGCGAUUCCUUCUAACAUCUGCAUCAUCCUCGAUAACGCCGAUGACCUUUUUCAGAGUAGUGGUCAAACGAGCCAAGAAGUUUUAGACCUUUUGGAAAAGAUAUUUUCUCAUUGCAAAAAUGUGUCCUUUCUACUGACCACAAGAGCGAGUUUCCAAUCGGUACUUGGAAGAAAAUUUGCUGAUCAUACGUCUGUCGCUGUUGUAUCGCUAGACCGGAAAUCGUCACAAAUGCUUGUUCAAGAACUUGUCCCUGCUGCUGAUGAAAGUGAAUGCUCCAGAGUGGCUGAGGUUUGUGGAGACGUUCCGCUGGCCAUCAAGCUUUUGUGCGGUCAAAUCGUUGACGAGAAGAAGAGUAUAUCUCAUUUCCUUGACAACUUUAGCGGUUCUUCAAAAAAGCUAGCAGACUUGCUGGACGAUCCAGAUGCGCCUAAUGAUCAACGUUUAAAUGUCUUGUUUGAGUCUUAUUUCAAAAGACUAUCUCAAGAAGAGCAAGAAGCUUUUGUUUGUCUUUCAGUUUUUGUCAGUGAAGUGUUUGACGCGCAAGCUGCAGUAAACGUUAUUGGAGGAGAUGAAAACACAGCAAAGAAAACUUUGUUGAGGCUCAAGAGAAAAUAUUUGGUUGAAGCAAAUUCCUCCGAAACAGUGUUAUUUUCCUUUCACCCUCUGAUCAGAUCAUUUGGUUCCGAAAAAUCAGUGGUUGACAUGAAUGAAAUUGCUUGCGAAGCAGAAAGGCGAUUCCUGAGUUAUUACGUCAAGCUGUUUGAAGAUUUAAACAACCAGUUUCUUGCUGGAAAUUCUCUGUUCGCAUUUCACGAUUUCGAAUUUAACAGAGAAAAUAUUGUGCAUAGUCUCUGCGAAGGUCUUCAAAACGAGGCUGUCUGCGACGCAAUUUUUGAUGUUCUUUCCGGCUCGGAUCUAUUUUUGGACACCAUUUUCUGCUUUGAACGUUGCUGGAUGUUUUUCAAAAUUUAUAAUUUAGCAAUAGCGAAGGCAAAAGGGCAGCGUAAAUUUAAAGCUCUCCACCAACUGGUAAUUGCUAAAGCUUUUGGUGGAAUAACCUGGGAUGAUGGAGAUACAUUGGCAUUACUAAAACAAGCCGAAGAAAUAGAGAAGCAAUAUCCUCUCCUUACUUCAGAAGUUGCUGUGCAGGGAAAACGAAUGUGUUACUAUGGUAUUAACCUGCUAAUAAAUACAGCGAAAGCGAAAGGAGGCGAAUUUCUUGAAACAGGGAUAUCUCUGUUGAGUUCUGAAAAUACUGUACUUAAGGUCUUAUGCUCCCAAAUUUUUGCUUUGAUAACUCCUCGCACAGAAAAAUGUUCCUAUUACCGGAACAUUGUUUUAACUGAAUGCGCUAACAGACCAACCUUGUAUGCUUUCUUCAAAGCUAUACAAGAAGAUGAUUGCGCUGACAAGAAAGAGAAUGAAAAGCCGAAAGCUUUAAAUCAACCAAUCAUUUUGCCGCUUGCUAUGGUCAUCUUCGGUAUUGCGUAUAAAAAGAAGGACAUGAAGGAGGUAAUGUAUAAACUUGGUGUGCCAAUCUCGCAGCUACAGAAAGAAGUCGAAACGGAAGCGCAGAGCGACCGUCCAUACUUGCCACUACUCUUCUUGGUUGAAUGCAUGCUGGGAAUGGUUAAAGUAAAACAAGAGAGUCCAGCAGCGCUGCAGCUCGUUGUUGAUAAUUUUAUAGACGAGAAUGGUCGAAUAAACCCGGAUACAGCCGAAAAGUACUACAACAUGGGAUUGAUUUUAUGCGAACAGAAAAAUUAUGACGCCUCUUUGAAAUCUCAUUAUGAAGCACUAGACAUCAGACUGAAGCUUUAUGGGCACAACCAUGAAGAUACCGCCGACAGCUAUUACCAGAUUGGACGUACCCAAUAUGAGAAAAAAGAUUACGAGUCAGCACUGCAAUCGUUCGAGCAAACACUUUAUAUCUGGCAAAAACUUCACGGGAAAAUCCACCCACACGUUUCCCGCACUUGUUAUAGCAUUGGAGAGACAAAGUAUCGCUUGAGAAAGAACGAUUCAGCUCUGCAUUGGCACCAGCAAGACCUGGAUAUUAGGGUGGCGCUGUAUGGAAAGGAAGACCCAGGCGUCGCUACAAGCUACUUCAGGAUUGCAGAAUGUCAGUGCGAAAUGCAAGAUUAUGAUUCUGCUCUGGAGUCAUGUCAACACGCACUUGAUAUCAGGUUAAAGCUUUUUGGACAGGAGAGCGGAGCUACAAGCAUCAGUUUUCACCAAAUGGAAAGGAUACGAAGUCAACUGAAAGUUACGAAGUCAACUGAAAGUUUGUAA